Molecule: messenger RNA, 2391 nt
Organism: Prorocentrum cordatum
Lineage: Eukaryota; Dinophyceae; Prorocentrales; Prorocentraceae
Source: the annotation of a GenBank genome assembly
AUGCCACAGCAUGCUGGAGACUUCGGCGUGCUGAACGUGCACAUGGCAUUGGUGCACGUCGCCCAUCAGACGAAGGUGUCGAAGCUUGCAACUUUGGACCCCAGCGAGCUCAAGGAGAACCUGCGUCGGCUCAAGCACGCCAAGGUGCCAAUCCCCGAAGUGAUGCAGAUAGCGCUCACCAACAUGUCCUUGCGCGAGGUCUUUGAUAAAGCGCUGCAGACGCGUGGGGGAGGCAACAGCAUGGCUGAAGCGUUCGUCGCUUGCAGGCCGUACGCGGUGCACGAUGACAUAUCCAUUACUUCGUUCGACCCUUUGGAUCCCAAGUUGAUUGAGAUGGAGGUCGGCGACGCCACGAAGCUUGGAGAGUUCAAGGCGACCUUCUGCAAGGACUUCGUGAGUGGCAUCGUGCUCAAGGACGCUGCGUACGAAGAUGUUGCCAAAGAGUUGGUCCAACAAGUGUUGCCGCUGGUGGAACAAGACCUGAAAGAUGGCAGAGUGCCCGCGGACUUCAGCAGCGACUUCUACGAACUGACAUUGAGUCUGAGGGCGCUUCACAGCCUUCUCCUGCCUCAGCGUGACGACGACCUCGCUGAACAAGUGGUGGUGUUGAAUGAGUUGGAGCAGUGCGCGCCUCCUGAGUCACCUUCCAGGCAGAAUGAGCCGCAGAGCAUUGGCAUGUUCGUCAGCGCGGCGUUGCUGACGGCGCCGUUCUACCAGAAGAAAGCCGAGGAGUUGCGGUACUACGACGCCAAGGACAAGAAGCACAAGGAUGAGGCAAACAACCUGUCUGAUGAGUUUGGGGCGUACGUAAACCUCGGUGUCGACGGACUCGCCUCGAAAUUCUCUGACGUGACCCGCCACCUGCAGCUCUUCAUGGAUAAGGCCCCCCUUUGGAAAGCGGUGAUGCGCCCUGGUGUCAUGGACGAGGCCUGCGAGAAAGCCAAGAAGGUGCCUGGGGCAGUAGUCCAGGGGCUGUCCCACAACGAGUUCUCUACAGACGUUGUUUCCGCCGACCACCUUGCGAGCAUCCGCGAGUCCGUGACCCUCGCGACUAAGGUGUACGUGAUGGACGACGAUGUACAGACGAUGGCAACCAAGAUAGACUAUGUGAUCGCAGCUUCGAAUUCUAAGGCCCGCAUCGAUGUCUUGAAACAAGCCUUCAAUGAUAUUGACACCUUGCCGUUGGCAGAAGACGGAGUGAUUGCAGACGAUGCCCCCUAUUUGAAGCUGGUGUCGGCUUGCAACAACAUGGCGGGCAUCAAGCUCCCCGAGGAGGUGAACGCAUAUGUCAUCAAGUGUGCCAGCACCAUCACCAAGCACGCUUUCAAGGCCUAUUGCAACCAGAUUGGAGGGGAUGCUGCGCUGGGUGAUGCCCUGUCUGCCCUGGCGGUGGUCUCCUCAAGCAACCAGGACGCCAAAGUGAUCAAAUCUGCCGCCGUCAUGUGCCGUGCUGCGGUAGGCUUCUUCGAUCGGUUCAAGGACCUCGUCUCCGAGAUGCCCAACGUUGGCGGCGCGCUCCAGGACGUCUCGCGCGCGAGGUCGUGCACGAGAGGCGCCGUCGGCAAGGCAAAUGCGAUGGCGAAGGCGGUGGGUGUCUUCAAUGACUUCUGCGACGACCUGGCCUGCAAGUGCGAGCACUUGGCUUUCGCCGACCAGUUCAAGAAUAUGCAGCAGAGGAUUUCGGACAGCGUGAUGGUCGUGGUCGGUUACGACGAGAAGAAGCUCAAAGAGGCGGCCGAUGAGAUCGAGCCGUGCUCGCAGGGCGGCCAGGACGGCAAGCCUUGGUACGCCGACCUCCCUGACGGCGCCGCCCUGAAGGCCUUGCAGGACCUCGCCAACGACAGGCUGAGCGUCCAGAAUUUCAACAUCAAGGACACCUGGGAGGGAAGGGGCAAUUUUGCGUCCGCCUUCAAGGACCGCGACGCCUACGUGCAAUACGCGGAGGCCGUCGGCCACCGCCUGCACGACGACAUCAUCCAGCAGGUGCAGCGGGUGCAGAACAACGUGAAAGUUGUAGAGUUGGAGGGCAGGGCGAUGCACCUGCUCAAGACGGCCUCGGGCAAGAAGCAGCUCCAGGCCGACAUGGUGAAGCUCAAGGAGAAGUUCGCCGACGUCGGCGGCUUCGAGAGGGCGCGCGCGCUCCUGAGGGGGCGGUGCGAGAAGGCGUUGGCCUUCCAGUAAGGCCGCUCUGGCCUCGGACUCGGCGCCAGGGCCGACCCUCCACCUCCCCCCUGGCUACUCUUCUUGCUGCUUCUGUUGUUGCGUCGGGUAUUCGGCCCAUGCGUGGGCCCCUGGCUGCAACCCAGAGCCAGAGUCUGGCUGCAAACCAGAGCCUGUUGCAACCCAGAGUCCGUUGCAACCUUGUCGCCACUAUUCGUAGGCCUAUCGGCC